AUGUCUGGAGAAGAGGAUGAGAAUGCUGCCGAACUGAAAAUUGGAGAUGAAUUUUUGAAGGCAAAGUGCUUAAUGAAUUGCGAAGUUUCUCUAAUUCUUGAUCGGAGAUAUGAGCAGCUUCAGCAGAUGUCUGAUGAUCCUACCAAUCAAGUUUCUCAAGUUUUUGAAAAGUCACUGCAGUAUGUGAAACGAUUUAGCCGCUAUAAAAAUCCUGAUGCAGUUCGGCAGGUCCGAGAAAUUCUUAGCAGACACAAGUUAGCUGAGUUUGAGCUUUGUGUACUUGGUAAUCUUUGCCCUGAAACUGUAGAGGAAGCUUUAGCUAUGGUUCCAUCUAUUAAGACUAGAGGACGAACACAUGAAGAUGAAGAAAUCGAUAAAAUGUUGAAUGACCUCUCUUUGAUUAAGAAAUUUGAGUAG
Messenger RNA from Nelumbo nucifera (sacred lotus), 417 nucleotides. Its product is annotated as DNA-directed RNA polymerase II subunit 4-like. Gene Ontology annotation, molecular function: nucleotide binding. The record is from RefSeq and is a predicted model, not a curated record. NCBI's taxonomy places the organism in Eukaryota, Viridiplantae, Streptophyta, Magnoliopsida, Proteales, Nelumbonaceae. Gene Ontology annotation, biological process: DNA-templated transcription initiation. Gene Ontology annotation, cellular component: RNA polymerase complex.